Messenger RNA from Cryptotermes secundus, 5766 nucleotides. Its product is annotated as lipopolysaccharide-induced tumor necrosis factor-alpha factor homolog. Bases 123 to 638 code for a protein of 171 amino acids. The record is from RefSeq and is a predicted model, not a curated record. The transcript has 5 exons. Gene Ontology annotation, molecular function: zinc ion binding. NCBI's taxonomy places the organism in Eukaryota, Metazoa, Arthropoda, Insecta, Blattodea, Kalotermitidae.
CGUAUGAACAGCAGAUGAUAAGAGAGCCGACUGGAGCCGACAGAGCUGGAUAGGGUGGAGACGGUGGAGAAGAGUGGGGGAGUGGAAUGUGCUGAUAAGGCGGUUCAGGUUGAGAAAGUGUGAUGUAUAGCCCUACAAUGAGUAAAGGCAUGCUGACAGAAGCAUCUGCUCCAAUAGUGGAGGAAGAUCGUCUAGUGGGACACCAUCAGCCUCCUCCUCCACCAAGUUAUGAUCAAACAAUGGGACAAGGAGUCCUUGUACCCCCUCCAUCACAGCCAGCAGUUGCACCAUACCCACAGCAGAACUUAAACAUGGGUGCUGGCAUGGUUUGUCCUCCAGUACAACAGCAACACAUGCUCCCUCCACCUCACCCUGCUCCAGUUAUAAUUCAGGCCACUACACCUGGUAUCAUGCCUGUGGGUCCAAAGCCAUCCAACAUGCGUUGCCCAGCUUGCCACAGUAAUAUCAGAACAACAACAGAGUCUCAAAGUCAGUCCUGUGCUCAUAUUGCUUGUAUUAUUAUGUUCUUGCUGGGGUGCUGCUUGUGUUCAUGCAUCCCAUACUGCAUGGAUUCCUGCAAGAAUGUGAGACACACCUGCCCAAACUGCAAGACCUUCCUUGGGAUGUACAAGCCAUAAUCAUUGCUGGCCCAGAAUUGCGAAUUAUCCAGAGAUGAGGCUCAUAAGUGACAAUUCAAUGGCAGUAAUGUAAGACACAAGUAUUUUAGGAAGACGUGGAAUUUUGUCCAGCAAGUAACCUAUAGGAAGUAUUACAGUUUGUAGAAUUUAGGUUUGAUGAUAGUAAAUCUGGAAGUUACCAUAUUUAACUGAAUGUAAGAUGGUGCAUGAUGUGAAUGCAAGGUCACCUUUGUCUUCAGUUUUGCAUUAAGUGGCCAGUAUUAUGCUGGGUUUCAUUGGCAUUGUUCUUCCCGCUUAACAUAAUGCCAUAGGAUGGAGAACAAACCAGUUUUCUUCAUAUUUGCUGCUACAUUUUAUGUAAUAAAUAAGAAAAUAUAGAACAAAGGAAGUUUUGAGCAUUUUUUAAAUAGGAAAAUUGGUAUGAGCAAGGUUUCACUUUCUAGGAGAUUUGUGAUAAUCCUGAGAAGGUACAAAAUAUCCAGCAUUUUAAAAUUGGUUCUGUAUUAGGGACCCUUAGGGUACUGCAGUACAUGAGACCGAAUAUUAGUAUAUUUCAUGCCUUCUGAGGUGUUGAUUUGUAUUGUUCCUCUUUUAAGCAGCACAACUAAAAACUUAGGGAUGUGUGUAAAUAAGGCGGUAGGAGCAUUUUCUGUCAUACAUAUGGUAAUGUUCUUAUUUCCUAGAGAAUGUGGUAUGCUUGGCUUUCAGUAUGCAGGACACAUUAGCCUUGAACAUGCACAUGAGUGACUUUGUAUUCAUAUUAGAGCGUUUUGACAUGCAUAUGUGUAUAAUCAGUCCUUUCCUGCCUCUGUACUACAGCUUGUUUGACAGACUGAUUCACAUGCCUUUUAUAAAAUGUGUGUAUCUUAUGCUUUCUUUCAAACUCUACUUUGUAAUUCUGCAAGCAAAUUUUCAGUUCAGCAUUUAACAUGAUGUUACAUUUUGUUUUAAUUCAAUGGUAAUGUUCAGUUCAGUGACAAAGUUGCUGGUAACAUAUGACUGAAACCGUGACUGAUUUUGUAUGUUCUUGAUACUGUCAGUGGCAUUAAAUAAACAACUUAAACAAUUGAAACCCUGACAGGAAAGCUAAGAAAACAAAAUUACAACAUAUCGUGAAAUAAAGAGCAUUUACUUUUUUGAUCAAAAUAUAUUUUAUUACGAGUUUGCAUUAUAAUGUAAUUUUGAAAAGGUAGGUAGUGUUAAGAUAAUUGUCUCUUAGUAAUGAUUUCUCUAAAUAUACUGGGUGAUUAAAAGUCCUAUGACCAAACUUUCAGAGGUUGGGGAAAUAAUUUGAAGCAGAAGGAGUAAAUAAAUUGUGUGUUCAGUUCCCUCCCAUGUCUCGUUAACAUUUCGCAUGGCUGUAUCAUUAGAAACACUGAAGUGGGUUCAGGUAAGGAGAACGUGGAAGCCAGGCAGUCUGAUGUGUAUGACCAAGCCAUAUAUCCAAAAAAUGGUAAUUAAUUAUGCACUUAGCAUGAAAAGCCAUAAGGGGUGCUCUGCUUGCCAUCAUGAACAUAAGGGGUUUAACCACCAAUAAAAGAGGAAGCAUGAUUUGAAUGAAGUCAAUGUACUGGAUUCCACCAAGGUGAUAUACUGUUACAUAUGGUCUGUUUAUGUGAUAUACAAUUCUGGCCCACACACUGAUACUAAAUCUUUGUUGAAAUUAGAGUGUGUUGAAUAGCAUGAGGAUUCUUCAGUGCCCUUUCCUAUAGAUUUUGAAAACUGUGAAUACCACCUCAUCAAUCCACAAUACACAGCAAAUUGAGGGUUCUGCAUUUUGUGUAGAAGCCAUGGAGGCAGAUAUUGUCCCUGGCUGUAGCUUUGGUUUACAUGAAAAGUCUGCAGCUGGUGCUCAUGCAUUGUAUUCAAAGCAGCUGUGAGAGAAAUGUGUUUCAUAUGUGACUUGACUGAUGUUACCCUGUGGAUUAGCAUCCAUUAUGGACAGACCCAAGAGAAUCAAUAACCACUUCAGAGUUUUUAUGUACCAUGUGUUCAUGUCUGGAAGGUACUUUGCACUGAGGUGUGUUGCUCUGUAGGCUAGCUGUUUAAAUCCUUCCAGUCAAAGCUAUUGAUGCUCUUUUAUUUGAGACAACGUACUUGGUUGAUGCCAGUAUUGACUUCUCUGUUUAGGUUCCUGAUCAUUAGAAAAUAUAAAUUAUAGAAUAAUUGUUGACACCGUCAAGUGUGAUUCAAUUUGUAGACAUUUAUUGCCUUUACAUGUUUCUGUCAGGUGACCAUCUUCAGAAGGCAUAAGAUAAACAUGUUCAGGAACUACUGUUACAAAGUUUGUAAUACAUACAUAUAGGUUUUUAUACAAAACGUUAUUUACAAUUAUUUGGAUUAAAAUCUUAUUAAUGUCUAAUAUUUGAGAUCUUGAACUGAUGUGGUUUGUGUCCUUGUGCCUCUUCUGUUAAAACAGAAUGUUGGGGUAUUAUUUGGAGUCCUCAGGGGUCCUCUCAGUGAUGCCCCCCCCCCCCACAUUUUUUAGCUUGCUAUGGUUCUGCAAUUAUAUUUUAUAUAUAUAAUACCCAUAAUAUAAAUAGUCAUAUAUUAACACUGAUCACAUAUCUAUAUCCCACAUGUGGGAGUGCUGCUACUCAUGGAUCCAUUUGGACACAACUGAUGUGGAAAAUACAUGGUCACAUAACACUUCAAGCCAGCAUGUAGGUCCCUAUUGGUUAUACAGUGCAAAUUUUGAAGGAUAUUUUUUAUUUGUGCUCAUUUUAGAAGGUACCCAACAGAAUUUUAAGGCAUUUAUAGUGAUGUUAAAAAUAUUUUGAAGGUUAAGGUGGCAUGGUUAUCUGUGUUAAAUCUUGAAACAGUUCUCAGAGCAGAUGACAUGAAUUUAUUAUAGGCAUCUGGUGUAUUUUUAUAAUCAUCUGGAUAAUAGAACAUGAAGUUCAUUGCUGACUAUCUUUCCAGUUCAGAACACAGGAUCAUGGUUUUAUUUCAUUCUUCUGUGCUCUGUGGAUUUUGCAACAUAUAGCAUUUCAUUUAAGUAACUGUUGUAUCACUAAUUGAAUGGUCAAAAUAUAGCUUUAAAGAUUACAAGUCAUAUCUGAUAGAAUUUGCUGGACUCACUGCUUUCAGAGAACUACUUUGUUUAGACUCAAAGGAUCAUAUCUUUUCCUGUCUCUAGUCACUUUUUUUUUAUUCUGGACCUCAUAGAUCCUCUGUACCAUGCAGUUGAGGAUGCUGUCUAUAGGGCUGAGGUGUUCUUUUGUAGUCCACAUCAUUACAGAGAAGUUUCAGGUUUAAUAUACAAUUAUGCAAUCUGUUUUCAGAAAAUAACUGAAAUGGAACUAAUUAAAUACAUAUCAUGAUAAUCUUGCAGUUUGAUGAUGGAGGCUUCAGGCAUUGUCUCACUUCUGGUUCAGCAUUAGUUCAAAUCCCCUCCCCCAGUAGAGUUCAGCCUUCUGCAAAAUUAUGUUGUGUAUGAUUCAUGUCUGAGAAAAUAAUGCUGAUUGUGGUCAGAUAUGAAACAAAUUGAAGGCUUGGUUGCAAAUUACUGUAAUCAUGCUGAUUUUCAUGUUCUUAAAGAGGUUGCUUUAACACAAGGUUGGUCUUACUUGAGAUCACAAACAAAAGUUGAUAGAUUGCUUAGUUUACAGCAUUUGUGUAGGGUGUGGUAGUUAUGUCAUUCACAUUCCAGCUGAUGGAUAUGUAUUUCAUGAUUACCACCUGCAUUAGAUAAGAUUCAUUUCAUCACAACAGAUGGGUGUAGACAACCAAAUGUUACUUAUACUUAUAUAUCUACAAUUCACAUUCCAGCCAUAUUGCUUAGGAUAGUGCCACUGCUUGCAUAAUGAAUACCGUUUUAUCUUUUUGUUCAUGUACUUCAUUUUUAAUUGUUUGCUCUUCCAUACCUGUGUACCUUAGGAAUAAGAUACUUCCAAGUUUUUUGUAAGCAAUUGCAAAUUUCAAGAUUUAUUGUAACUUUCUUACUGUAAAGAACUUUUGUAUUAGUCCUAUGUGAACAAACAUUUUUUUAAUUUAGAAGUUAUUAAUGAAGUACUUAUAUACUAUAAUGGUGGUGUCAUACUGUUACUGCAGCAUACGCUAGGUUUGAUAAUAGAAGCCCUACAAUGGUGCUGAGAUAAACAUGCCAGAUGGCACACACUUCCCAAUCACAGGGUUUUAUGUUUACACAGUUGAAAGUAUUGAGCAUUUGUGCCAGGAAUCAGAGUGGCCAACAUAAACUAACAAUGCAUACUUUGAGUUUUGCUUUAAACUAGUGGGAACAGCUACAUGUCAAAGACUGAAUUUGGUGAUUAAGCUAUAUUUACUGUGAUUCCAUAUAAAAUGCUUGAAAGAUAUGAUUCAGUAGCACACAACCUGACUUGCCUGGCAGAGGGAAAUGGUUUGAUUUGAGAAAACUUGUAUGUGAUUAUCAUGGAAAUGUCAUAUGUCUAGGGUUGCUAAAUGUUUACUGACGAUAUGGAGAUACAGCAAGUUUGCUGCCCCAUGGUAUAGUUACAGUAUAUGUAGCCCAUUCCUUGCACACAUGUCACAGCUACUGUUUGACCCCUCUUCCUGUUUCCUGUGUGUUUACCAGCAGUGGAAGAAAGUUGUAAAUAAACAUAAAGGAACUAAAUCUGUUCAGUAUAAAUUAAUUCAUUGAGUGCUUUUGAAAAGCGGAUAUACUGGGACUCGGUAAAUUAAUAUAGGCAUGAAAUCUGUGUUGUCCAGAAUUAUUGAAAGCUUUAAUACUGAAAUUUUGAAUACUUUGUGCCCUGUGCUAGAAGCAGAAAUAGAUUUGACUUAAGAAAAUGAGUUUAAGUUUAAAUUAUAGAAACAGAUGUAUCUAAUUCCAGUGCCAGAAUGCACCAGUUGUGGUCAUAAAGCAGCACACAGGAAGGUGAUUUGUGCUCUGUUGGGAGCAUCAUGAAGAGGUGCCAAAAGACAAAGUGACAUGUGUUAAAGAGUUGUGUGAAUAAUAAUGAUUAUUACUGUGAUGUCAUAUAAUACAUAUGGUGCUAAUGAGUUUUUUUUAUGUUGCUGCUAUUUUGCUGAUGGGAUGUUUCGGCACCCCCAUUUUUUUUGUCUUGAUAUUUGUCAUGUCUGCAGUUUAUCUGAUGUGGUUUAUAACAGCAGUUCAUUGACUUGUGUAGCAGAGAUUUGUAAAGGG